AUGGCAAACCUCCUAGUCAAGGGCACCAUCUGGAUGGUGGCCUACACCUAUGGUUUCAUUUCCAUGGUCUUGUACGGCCUCCUAACGGUCCGAUUAGGUAUAUUUUUCAAAAAGCCCACGGAGAAGGAUCAGCUAGAACUCCAACUUGCUCAUGACCGCCUGUGGAAUCUGUCUAAGGACUAUGCUGGACUCUCCCACUAUUUCCUGACUCUUCCUACUGGAUUCAAGUUUCAUUUCCUCAGCAAUGAUGUCCCCAAUUCUCAAGAAGUCUUGGCUUCCAGCAAGCCUUUGGUGAUCUUUAUUCAUGGUUUCCCAGACAGUUGGGCUGUGUGGCGACAUAUUGUUAGCAACACUGACCUGCAAAAAUCUGCUACAUUAGUAGCGAUUGACAUGCCGGGUUAUGGUGGCACCCAAGGCGUGAAAAAAUACAAUGGGACCAACGUCCUGGAGAACAUGACCCAGCUUAUCAUCAAUCUGCGAAUCCAAUACGGCGUUGAUAAUGCUACGGAAACGAGCAAGAAGAGAACUGUCAUCGUUGCCCAUGAUUGGGGAUGCGUUAUCGCGAUGAGACUAGCGGCUGAAGCACCAUCGCUGGCUGACCGUUUCCUCCUGAGCAAUGGCCCAUUGCCAAGCCUGAUUAAUUCUAAUAUCCGCCGUAUGCUUUCUACUGCACGGAAGAUGCUUAACGAUGCAUGGAACUCUCCACUCAAUGCUCGUGCGCCGUUGCGCCAGGCAUGGCAAACCCUGGCUCCUUUGAGAUACCAGCUCAAAAUGUCGGGAUAUAUCUUCGUGAUGCAGCUGCCCGUUCCCUUCGCCCGUUUCUUUCUGACAGGCGGCAACCAAGCAUUCAUGAAGAUGGUCCACAUCGGUUCGCACGGCAAUGCGAAGCCUACUCCUCAAGAUCUGGCGAAUUCCAUGGCCAGCAGCAUGGGCCCCUCUCUGGAAGAGUCCAAAACUGAGACUGCGGACGGCGAGACAUACCCGAGCACUGUUCGCUUCGACUCCAAGUUUGCCAACGUGAUGAAUCUCGCCGGCUACUACCGGGACGGUGCGGCGACCAGUUAUUGGAAGAAGUCUCUCGAGACAGUGGUUGCUUUAGAUAAGCUCGCAGAUGGAAAAACUGGGCUCCAGGGAGUCAAGGGAGCCCUCAAGGCCCGUUCGACCAUAUUUUGGGGCAAGAAAGACAUUGCGCUACACACUGCCAUCUGUCUGGAUGGCAUGUCGGAUUUCAUCCCCAAGGACAGCCAGGUCAUUUUGCUCCCCAAUUCGGGACAUUUCACCCCCAUUGAGUCUGAGAGUCGAGCGGCUCUGACGAAGGCGGUUCAGUGGGCCAUUGACGGCGAGCAAGGCGACAUCGGCGCUGCGUUGGCUACGUCCAGCGUGCAAGUCAUUGCCCGGAAGUAA
Messenger RNA from Penicillium longicatenatum, 1404 nucleotides. Its product is annotated as alpha/beta fold hydrolase. The record is from RefSeq and is a predicted model, not a curated record. Lineage: Eukaryota; Fungi; Ascomycota; Eurotiomycetes; Eurotiales; Aspergillaceae. Gene Ontology annotation, molecular function: hydrolase activity. The transcript is spliced from 3 exons. The coding region runs from base 1 to 1404 and encodes 467 amino acids.